CGCAUAGAAAAUACUGCAUAGUAGGCGAUAUGAAGGGAGUAUGUGUUGGAGUAUGGGGACUUAAAUGGACGCAAAACACAAAUCGAAGAUGAAGAAGUUCACCCUAAAGGGGGUGCUUGAUGGCAUUAGGUCAUCUGUGAGUGCACCCCCGAAAUUUGAGAAUGAAGUCGAGGAGACAUUGAGAACGGACCACUUUCAAGUUUGCAAGACCGUUCGUCAUGGGUUUCCUUAUCAACCGACCGCGGUUGCAUUUGAUCCAGUUCAACAUCUUUUAGCGAUUGGAACGAAAACAGGUUCUUUGCGGAUAUUAGGGCGACCAGGUGUGGACAUCCAUUGUAGCCAGGAUGGAGAUAUAGCCAUUACACAGAUACUCUUCCUUGUCAAUGAGGGUGCACUUGUCACAGUAUGCAAUGAUGAUAGCUUGCACUUAUGGAAUUUCCGUCAGAAGCGACCAGAAAUUGUGCAUACCCUUAAAUUUCAGAGAGAGAGGAUCACCUACUGCCACCUGCCAUUCCAGAGCAAAUGGCUGUACAUUGGGACGGAAAGAGGCAAUGUACACAUCGCCAACAUCGAGUCCUUCGUCCUAUCAGGCUAUGUCAUCAAUUGGAACAAGGCUAUUGAACUAUCAAGGAAGACUCACCCUGGUACAGUGGUACAUCUGAGUGAUAGCCCUGUAGACCCCAACAAGCUUUUGAUUGGAUUUGAGACUGGUGCUAUUGUGUUGUGGGAUCUCAAAACCAAGAGUGCAGAAUGUCGCUACACAGCCCCUGAGGCCCUGCGGUCCAUAUCCUGGCACCAUGAAGGGAAGCAGUUUAUGUGCAGCCACACAGACGGUAGUCUCACCACAUAUAACUUGAAAUGUGCCACCAAGCCUGUCAGUCUCAUGAUGCCCCACGCCAAAAUUGGCAAGGAAGGAAAGCCUGACCCAUGUAAGCCUAUCACUAAAGUGGAAUGGAAGUCUGCCAGAAAUGGUGACCUGCUAGUAAUAUUCUCGGGUGGUAUGUCGUACGACCGAGCAGGCCGCACCCCCAGUAUAACCGUGAUGAAUGGCAAGAGUACCACAGUCCUGGAAAUGGAACACAAUGUGGUCGACUUUGUGGUGCUUUGUGAAACACCCUGGCAUAAUGAUUUCCAGGAGCCGUAUGCCAUAGUGGUACUACUACAGAAUGACUUAGUGGUGGUCGAUCUCACCAGUCCAGGGUACCCCUGUUUUGAGAACCCGUACCCUAUGGACCUACAUGAAUCACCAGUGACAGCUUGCCAAUACUACGCUGACUGUCCACCUGAUCUCAUACCUGCAUUUUAUUCUGUAGGCUCCAAACACAAACGAACGGGAUUUAGUGAAAAGAACUGGCCGGUGAAAGGAGGCGAGUGGGGAACGACAACGUGUAGCUAUCCAGAAAUACUGAUCACGGGGCAUGCUGAUGGUUCUAUGAAAUUCUGGGAUGCUUCAUCAGUGACAUUACAAGUGUUGUACAAGUUAAAAACUGCCAAAAUAUUUGAAAAACCAAAAUUCAAGCAGACAGAAGGACAGGAUGAUGACCCGUUUGCUAUCUAUUUGAUUCACCUGUGCCAGGAGAGUCGGAUGUUGUGUGUGGCAGGAGCUACUCAUGUGAUUCUCUUCAAAUACUCGAAACAGGAAAUCACAGUUGAUGUUGUAGGAUUAGAUAUCUCCAUUAUAUACGAGGUGUAUGAUGACCUAGACUCUCCCGACUACGACUACCCCAAACCCAGUUUGGCGGUGGUGAGCCAACAACAGCACAGUGGUAGUAUGGGUUCCUACUCAAGUAACACAUCAGACAGCGUCAAAGUAAGUAACAAAAUAGAGACGGGCACAUCAUUAAAGGUGCGGCCGGGCAGCAAGAAAUACAGUGCAGGCUUCUACCCUGAUCUUGUGUGUCUGCUCAACUGGCUGGACAACGAACACCCGGGCAACAUCACAAAUAUUUCCAUGAACUCUUCCUAUGGUUUACUUGCAUUUGGUAAUGAAUCGGGGCUUGCAAUAAUAGAUUACCUGCAGAAAACCUGUUUGUUAAAUUUGGGGACGCCUGAUUUAUAUGGGUCUAUGGACCCCUAUCAACGGGCUCCCCGGUCCCCUAGGGGCAAAAAGUUUCCCCAGCCAAAUACGGAUGGAUCAGGAACAGAGGACGGGUGUCGAUCACCUAUCAAUGAUCAAUCUAGUCCCCCCUCCAGCCCAAACCCCAACCUAUCAAGAAAGAAAAUACAAUCCCAUCCCGAUGUUGGUCUCACUGCCAUACAGGAGAGUUCUACUCAGGAUAGUGCUCACAAAGAAACUAAAUUUUUCCUUAAAGACAUUGAUUGUGCAGAGAAAGCUUCAAUGGCAGAAGACCUGGACAAUAACAACAAAGAGAUGCUUGCAAACAUGCAGGAUAAAAACAUGCUACAGGAGAUAAAAAACAUCGCUGACGAACCAGUACCCACUAGGCCCCCAAGACAUCGCAGGAUCUCCAUGCCUGACUCGAAACAACAUCUGCAUUUCUCCUUGUUAAAUCCACAUAAAUCAAAUUCAGAGAAUGCAUUGAAGACUGUGCAAAAACAACCAGCCGGUAAAACUCUGUCUGACCCAAGUCGUGUCCGCCAAGCUUUCGAAAUUGUGCAUAAUCAGGACAACAUUCAAAUAAAUCGGGAACGUUCAUGUUCUGACCCUGAAGUGGAAACAACUUCCUCAGUUGAGGUUCCAAAAGAGCAUCACAGACAACGCAAACUUUCAAUGAAGGGAUUUAAAUUCUCCCGAAAGAAAUCAAAAGUCAAACCCCCAAAUCUUAAUGAUUUGUCUUUAGCAAAUGCAGAAACUGACCCCCAACCAGACCAUUCAGGGGAUGAAGGUAGUGAUACUGGGGGAGUGAGGGAGGACCCAGACUCCCACGGAGACACGUACGACGUCGACCCCAAUGUACACUCUGGAGGAUUCCUACGUAGGAUGAGUGUUAAGGUUAAAUCCAUAGUGCUAGGCAAGGAAAAUGAGGAGCGGACCCGACCUAAAAUAGAGGUCAUUGACCUCUCCGAUGAUAAAGGAAAGACCGUCAUUCGUCAGAUGUCUGUUCAAGAAAUUUGCCAUGGAGGCGGGAUGGAUAAAUCUGACGGGGCAUCCUUUUCAAGGUCUCGGAGUUCUAGCAUGUCAAGUCUAGAGAAUGUUUCAAGGGAGGCUAUCCAGUCAUUAGUGUUUGCAGAUUCAUAUGCUAGAAAAACAGAUAAUUUUACAAGUCCGUGUUUAUGGGUAGGAACCAGCUUAGGUUCAGUUAUAGUGAUAGUGUUAAAUCUACCUCUACAAGGGGACCAGAGAGGCACACAACCUGUCAUAGUGUCCCCAAGUGGUACGUUAAUCCGACUGAAGGGUUCAGUAUUAACCAUGUCUUUCCUGGACUGUAUGGGAACUUUGAUCCCCACACAGUUUGAACAGUGGCAGGAGAGAAAGGAAAGCAAGGACAAAGAGAAACGAGAUAGAAAUACAACACCUACCACUCCAAAGCCAAGAAUUUCUCCAUCCCCUUCAACAGAAAUCAGUGAUAAACAAUAUGCCAUAAUCUGCUCAGAAAAACAAGCAAGGGUAGUGUCCCUGCCUUCUCAAACCUGUCCAUAUAAGACACGGAUUACAGAUGCCUCCUUUGUGGUGAGGGCAGAUGUGGUCUCUUUACGUGAUAGUGUAUGUUUAGCAUGUUAUAUAGCCAAUGGCCAUAUAACAGUAUUCAGUCUACCCAGCCUUAAGCCUCUUCUUGACUUGGAUUUCCUGCCACUUACCGAUCUCCGGAUUGCCCGAACAUUUGGCUUCAGUAGUAAUGGCCAUGCUUGUUAUUUGUGCUCACCAACAGAGAUCCAGAAAAUCUCCUUUUCUGCUGAUAUAAGUGAUAACCUGAAUGAAAUGUUGGCUGAUUUGUUUUUACCUUGCGAGACGCCCGAAGCUCCAAAACAGGGCUUUUUAAAGAGUUUGUUUGGAGGAGGGACGUCAACCUUGGACAGAGAGGAAUUAUUCGGAGAGAUGAGUGGGAAGGGUCCGCGGGGACUGGCAACACGGUUACCAGGGACUGGGGGCAUGCAGCAUCUACAAACACAGACCACAAGUGCCACAGGAGAGGUCGGAAGGGCACACAAGGCCUUCAUUGAACGUGGUGAGAAAUUGUCAGAUCUUGGUGACCGUUCAGAACAGAUGACAAUGCAGGCAGAGAGCUUUGCAACGGCCUCACAUCAACUCAUGUUAAAAUAUAAAGACAAAAAGUGGUACCAGUUCUAGCACUGACUCAACUUCUCCCUUACCUGAAGGGGAGACAACUCGCAAGAAGCAGAUCUCGCUAUUGUCUGCCAAAUGUUGCUGUACGUUUUGGUUGAAGUUGGGGAUGUUCUUUGGACAAGUUAGUCAUCAACUGUUCAGUCCAGAUUGCUGUGUAAGCAAGCACUGAUCUUACCAAUAUUGUAACUUUAAACAUCACAGAUUCUGUCAAAAUAGCUGGAGGGGCAUUACUUGGUUCCUAGAGGAUAACUAGCUCCAGAGGAAGUGAUCCUAGCAGUGAUUCUCUAGUGUACCAGAAUAAUGCCACUCAGUAAUCUGGAACAGUAGAUGCUCCAAAUAACCAAGGACUCCGAGAUGGAACUGACCAAUGUUAAUGGAUUUGUUCUGUAAAGUCUAGACAACUUGGGAAAAUUUUGGAAGAGGAUGUACUGGGUGACCUUCGUCUUAUUGGCCGAGGAAUAUUCACAGAUGAUGAUGAAAGUAUGGCUGACAGCAAGGUCAGAAGGAUGCAUACAUACCAAUACCAAUGACAGUGCUGGACUUGAUCUACAUAAGACUGCAUGGAGUACAAAUGGGAUUAAUAGACCCAUGAUGAGGAGGUGCAGAACAUGAUUACUGUUGAGAAUCUGUAGAAAGAUACAACACAUUAUCAGAGAAUCUGGUAUUUUUAAGGAUAGUUUGACAGAAAUAUUGCGAAUGAGUGGAAAGAUAGGAAUGAUUUUUUGAGGUGGUGCUGAUAUUGCAAUGUGUUUGGACAUAAGUGGACACUAGAAUGACAGUGUGAAGAAAUAAGUUUGAUAGAGUGGCAUAUUCAUUGUCACUAUAGGGUUUUAAUAUUAAUUUUGUCAGAACCUGGAGCUAAGUUAUCGGGUAUUGUUAUCCCUGAAGCCUACAGAGUAGGUCUGUGAUAGUUUAUAUGUAGUUGUUAAUGGGACCAAAAUGUAUAUCUUUGAAUUGUUGGGCCUUAGUUUUGUCAAAAAGAUUUUAAUUUUGUUAAACUAUUCUUAUUGUGAUGAAAGAUAGCAAUAUUUAUUUGAAAAUUUAUUUUUUGCCACCAAAGCGGCAUUAUCCAUACAUUUUCCUUCUGUUGAUUUACCUGCUUAUGUGAUCGUGAAUACAAAAAGGUUGUUAGAUUUUACAUUAAAUAUCCAUUCCAUAGUGCAAUCCAACUGCAAUCUGAACCAUUUUCUUGGCUAGAAAUGGAUUUCACAGGGAACAAACAGGAGAACAUGCAAUCCACUCAUUAUCUUCUGGUUUAUCAGUUUAUACCAACUGGUUGCUAUUUUUCUAAUUUAUAUUCCAAAGAAAAAAUGACACGGUAAGUUAUAUAAUGGUAUGUUGUUUUCAUGUUAUUAAGCCUAUGUUAGCUGUAGACUGGGAACUACCUGGUAUAUUCUGUAUAGCUGGAUCUAUCAGAUUUGUCUUGAGGUUUUUCAUUACAAACAUAUUUCAUUGUUAUAGUUGUCAUCAUGCACACAUUCCUUUUUCUAUUUGGUAAAAUUCAGAAAUAAAUUUUUAGCAAUCCAUUUCUCCAGUAUGUUUUAAGGUGAAAUUGAUAAGUUCUACAAUAAUUUCCAAGGUACAAGAAAUAUAUUUCUAAAUGAGAAAUGUUUUAUGAUCAGAGCUCUGUGAUUGGUUAAAUCAGUUUGUGUAUGAUUGGUAGCAGAGCUAUGAUUGGUCAGUUUUGAAUUAAACAUUUGUGAAAGCUGUGCCAAAUCUUUUCAAUGUUUCAUUAUUCAGGUUCAUGGCCAAUGAUGUAAAUCUUCAGUGUUAAUAUACACUCAAAAACAAAAUGGAUUCAGUUAUUGUGUACUUCUUGCCAUUUACAGCCUGUCUAAGACCAGAUGGAUUCUCUAGUUAUCAGGCUCGACUUUGUGUCACAUCUUUAAUCUUAGUAAAUAACGUUUAUAGAAAUUUCACAGUAGGUAUUCCAUUUGCUAUAUAUCUAUUAUUAUGCCAUUCCUGAGUCUUUAGAUUUAUUUGGUAGGAGUUUGAGAGAUUUAAGCAGAGGUAAUGUGUUCUACCUGUUGUACUGGUACAGGCUAGACCAGAGUACAGCAGUUUAUUAUUGAGUGGUGUUUCACACGAAUGUGCAAUAACUAUGUUAGAGCAGUUUGCAUUUAAUAUAUAUUUUUUGCAGUUUUUUGCAUGAUUUAUAUCUUUUAGUCACAAAAAGGCAAUGUCAGUUUAUUCCUCUAGCUAUAGAGCUAGAAUAUGAACAAAUGAUAAGAGUUAUUUCCCUUUGAGAUUAAGGCAACAAAACAAAUGAGGAUUUAUCAGUCUAUUAUUGAUAGUUGGGCAGGUGAGGAGAGGUUUAACAUUUGAAAAAUUUGACUGUUGAUAGCAAGAUAGAAAAGGGGAAGAAGAGGGUAACCGAAUACAAUUUGACUGGUGAUAGAAGGACAGAAGUGGGGAGUCUCUGACUGUUGAUAGUGGGACAGAAGUCGGGAGUCUCUGACUGUUGAUAGUGGGACAGAAGUCGGGAGUCUCUGACUGUUGAUAGUGAGACAGAAGUUGGGAGUCUCUGACUGUUGAUAGUGGGAUAGAAGUCGGGAGUCUCUGACUGUUGAUAGUGGGACAGAAGUCGGGAGUCUCUGACUGUUGAUAGUGGGACAGAAGUGGGGAGUCUCUGACUGUUGAUAGUGAGACAGAAGUCGGGAGUCUCUGACUGUUAAUAGUGAGACAGAAGUCGGGAGUCUCUGACUGUUGAUAGUGGGACAGAAGUGGGGAGUCUCUGACUGUUGAUAGUGAGACAGAAGUGGAGAGUCUCUGACUGUUGAUUGUGAGACAGAAGUGGGGAGUCUCUGACUGUUGAUAGUGGGACAGAAGUGGGGAGUCUCUGACUGUUGAUAGUGGGACAGAAGUGGGGAGUCUCUGACUGUUGAUAGUGGGACAGAAGUGGGGAGUCUCUGACUGUUGAUAGUAGGACAGAAGUGGGGAGUCUGACUGUUGAUAGUGGGACAGAAGUGGGGAGUCUCUGACUGUUGAUAGUGGGACAGAAGUGGGGAGUCUCUGACUGUUGAUAGUGGGACAGAAGUGGGGAGUCUCUGACUGUUGAUAGUGGGACAGAAGUGGGGAGUCUCUGACUGUUGAUAGUAGGACAGAAGUGGGGAGUCUGACUGUUGAUAGUGGGACAGAAGUGGGGAGUCUCUGACUGUUGAUAGUGGGACAGAAGUGGGGAGUCUCUGACUGUUGAUAGUAGGACAGAAGUGGGGAGUCUCUGACUGUUGGUAGUGAGACCUUAGCGGGGAGGGUUCAUCUUUAUAAUAAUGGGAAAAGAUGAUAGCUGAACUAGUUAUGAGCUGAAUAAAGUUUGAAAAGGGGGUGGUUUUAUCAUUUAAAAGAUGACACUUAAUGAUAGGAAAUUCUUAAUGAUAGAAAAUUGUGAUAGGUUUAAUAUUACAAGGUAACUGACAUUGCUUGGAAGCUGCUGUGAAACGUUAGAUGGUUUCACUAGUCAUAUAAACAUUGAGGGAUUUACGUAUAUCAGUAUAUGAAAAAAAAAAUUGUAAAUAAAGUUGUGUAAAUACGAUCUGUAUAUCAAAUUUGUACUAUACUGUAUAUAAUGUAAUUUUUAUUAAAAAUGUUUAAAAAAAAAAUAUAGAUAACAAAAAAGUAAGAAGGGCUGUUUGACAUCUCUUCUUUUUUAUAUCACAUUGCCAGAUCAUUUUGUGUUAAUCAUUGUUAUUUAUUCUAAGCAGGUGUUAUUUUACUGAAGAGAACCCUCCUCACCCUGAUUCUGUGGAACUUCACAAAGUUAGCACUAAAUUCAAACUUUUACAUCAAACUGCGAUACCAUCUUUUCAAAAACUCCACCAAAAUUUUGAAAUGAAGUUGCAGCAUUUUUAGAAGAAUUUAACUAUAUGAAGAAAAAAGAUGUCUGUUUUUCCAGACACUCUGAGUUUAGAAUGCUAUGUAGUAUAUAAGACUUAGAAUUGAUAUAACAUGUAUUUACAGAGGUGUUUAUAAGCCUGUAUACUGUGGUAAUGAUAUUACAGUGAUGUUUUUGAAAGAAAAUAGCAUUGGCAGUUAUUCUAAACAGUUAUUUAAAAUCAUUUAAUAUAUAAUAUAAAGCAUUGGUAUAAGGUAGCAUAUAGCCUUAACUCUUGAGACAAAUCACUGGUAACAGUAAGGGUUUGAUAUGUGAUAAUACAAAUCACGGAUAUAAGGUAUAUCCCAGUCUUUAGACAAAUUACAGGUAAAACAUAGCAUAUAAGACUAUGUGAUAGAUAGCUGUAAACGAAGUAUAUGGAGGAUGGUAUCAUUAAGGCUUCCUACGAUAUUAGGUAUGUGUAGUAGUGAUUCAGUGAUUGACACACUCGUAGUUGAAGAAACUCUUUGUUAUUGUUAUCGUGUUGUUGCAUAAAUUAUCCAUUGUUAAACCCUUCAUUUCUAAUUGUUAUUAUUUUUCUGUGAUCUUUAAUUUGUAUGGAUGAAGUUGUGCCAGGCACUGAGUGGUAUGUCUGUUUAUGGAGAAGAAAGGUAACUUAUUAUAGGUAUUUACUAUAGAUGUUUACGACAGGUGGGUUGGGGGUUGGUGAGGAGUAUAUACUAAAUAGAGUUACUGAGGGGGUAUUUAAAGAAGAUACUAAGUGAGUGGUAUGUCUGUUUCCUAGAAGGUGUGGUCAAGUUAAUUUAUUGACAACCUAGAGGACUACUAAAAAUGGCUUCUAUAAUUAAUGUUAGUCUAGGCCUCCAGUUCAUUGUAGACUUGAGGUCGGCAUUGUUUCUUUUUAUCAUAUCACAUUCUACUUUUGAAAUUAUAUGUUGUGUGUAGAAGCACAAGAAGACAACAAAUUAAAAUCAUGUGAUUGAUCAGUAUCAUUUUAUGUAUGAAAUGUAAGAUUUUGGUAGUUUUUCUUGUGUGAGACACACUUACAUUACCACAUGUAGCAGUCCAAUUGAUAUGUUACCAAGCACAUGUACUGUUUUGUUAUUACUGCCAUUUUAACAAGUGCUAAAGCUUGUACACUGUAUGUCAGAAUGUUGAAGUGACCAGUGGCUGUAUGAAAUGGAACUGGAGUGACAGUGUGUUUGUUUGGGUCCGUCAGUAACUGGACUGGCUGUGUGUGUGUUUGGGGCCAUCAGUAACUGGAGUGGCUGUGUGUUUGUUUGGGUCCGUCAGUAAUUGGAGUGACAGUGUGUUUGUUUGGGUCCGUCAGUAACUGGAGUGGCUGUGUGUUUGUUUAGGUCCGUCAGUAACUGGACUGGCUGUGUGUUUGUUUAGGUCCGUCAGUAACUGGACUGGCUGUGUGUGUGUUUGGGUCCGUCAGUAACUGGACUGGCUGUGUGUGUGUUUGGGUCUGUCAGUAACUGGAGUGACAGUGUGUUUGUUUGGGUCCGUCAGUAAUUGGAGUGACAGUGUGUUUGUUUGGGUCCGUCAGUAACUGGACUGGCUGUGUGUUUGUUUAGGUCCGUCAGUAACUGGACUGGCUGUGUGUUUGUUUGGGUCCGUCAGUAACUGUACUGGCUGUGUGUGUGUUUGGGUCCGUCAGUAACUGGACUGGCUGUGUGUGUGUUUGGGUCUGUCAGUAACUGGAGUGACAGUGUGUUUAAUUCAUUAGUAAUUUCUAUGUUUGUGAGAUUUGACCAUUGUAUCCUUGUAGUGUGUGUGUCAAUGCACAUUUGUCACUACUGAGGUUGUGGUUGGGUGCCUGUACAAGGUGAAUAUGAAUCUAAAAAAAGUGCUAUGAUUGAGUUAAUUUGUUUUUGGUUCCCUAUUCAGCAUCUUUUUCUAUGUUAGAUUACACACGAGUCAAAAUGUGCUAUUUCUGAUUAAAUGGGUGAUCUGGAGUAUCAACAAAGCAAUGAAACAGUCAAGUGUUCACUUGUAUCAUCAGUUUAUAUUGUUUUAUAAAAUGUUAUUGAUAUUUGGUCAAUUCUAAGUAAAAAGAAUUAAAAAAAAAAAAUUGUUUUUGGAACUCUUCUCAGAUGGCCAAAGCUGCAACUAAAUUAAUUUUUCAAUUUUUUAAAAAGAAAAGUCGGCUUUGUUUUUGUUUUUUGUUUUUUUUAUGUUGAACUUUAUCUAAAAGUUCCAAAGUUGAAAAUUUACAUCCUACAAUUCAUAAAUUUGUACCUCCUUUAUGAAGAUAAAAAAUCCUGUAUGAAUAAAGAUAUACAUUGUUUGCUUUGGCAACCUGGUUGUGAGGUGUACGUUCAUAAAAUACUCUGUAUAACGCGUAUGAUAUUAGUUUUACUUCAGGCCCGAACACUUUCCAUCUUCUGACGACCAGUACAGUGGUUAAUCAAAUGUACUAUUGUCAGUCGUAUGUAUGACGAGCUUAUUCAGACCAGUCACAUGUGACAUUUGCAUUUAGACCUAGUACACAUGCGAAGGCGUAUUUUGACCAAACUGAAUCUAGGUCGCGAUAUUGUAUAUCAUCGUUUGUUACUAACGUGAUAUCAUUAUUUUCAUUUUUCUAUCCUCGUCUUCUUGCCAUUGUUGUCAUCAUUAUCAUUCCAACAAAAUAAAGAUCAUUUUCAGCAAUCAUUUUGUAAUUUUUCAUCAUUUCAUCAUCAGUCAUGUUAACAUGCUGCCUGAUGUGGUACUUGAAUGAAUGGUUAGUAGUUUUCCAUUUGCAAUCUAAAAGUUGUCCGUGGACAAGUGUUGGAAAAGGUAUGAUUUUCUGGACAGUGUUUAGGGCAACAGGAUUGCCACAUUGCACUCGGACCAAUUUUAUACUAUUAGGUGUAUGAACUUUGUACUGUAUGUAGUUAACAAUGUGAACUGAAUACUGUAUGAAUGUCCCACAGGGAACUGGAUAUUGUAUGUAGUUACCAUGGUGAACUGAGGGUCGUAUGUAGUUAUCAUGGAAACUAAGUACCAUAUUUUGUUACCACAGUGAACUAGGUACCUUACCUGAGUAGUUACCACAAGGAACGGGGUAUUGUACGUAUGUGAUUACCAUUAGUGAAUUGGGUUUCAUAUUUAGUUACCACAAGGAACUGGAUACCGUACAUAGUUACCAUGGUAAUCUGGGGGCUGUAUGUAGCCAACACAGUGAACUGGGUAGCUGAUGUUUGUACCAUAGUAUACUGGGUAACGUAUGACCACAGUGAACAAGGUCCGAUAUCUGUACCAAUCUCAAUCUGUGCUGCCAACAAUUGUUUUGGUUGUCGUAUAGAUGAGGGCUGCUUACUUCCCCUUGUCAGGUCUCCAUGGCUACUGUUAAACUAAUUACCAUAAUGUAUGUAUGGUAUGUAUUAUCAUUGUGAUAACUUUUACCACUGUUAAUCUAGAUUGUAAAUUAUGUAGAUUACUAACGUAAAUAAAACAAAUCCUGUAAUUUU
Messenger RNA from Pecten maximus, 11536 nucleotides. RefSeq names its product syntaxin-binding protein 5-like. Gene Ontology annotation, cellular component: plasma membrane; SNARE complex; cytoplasm. Gene Ontology annotation, molecular function: GTPase activator activity; syntaxin binding; myosin II binding. Gene Ontology annotation, biological process: regulation of exocytosis; regulation of protein secretion. The record is from RefSeq and is a predicted model, not a curated record. Bases 65 to 4249 code for a protein of 1394 amino acids. NCBI's taxonomy places the organism in Eukaryota, Metazoa, Mollusca, Bivalvia, Pectinida, Pectinidae. The transcript has 29 exons.